GUUUGCAGCCUGUCGCUCCUGACGGAUCCAGACGGUUCCCAUGGAUGCUGAGCCCAAAAUUCAAGCGACUGGUGGCGCGGGAAGCGAGCUUUACCACCAAGAGCAAGGACUUGGUGCGAUUUCUUUUGACGGGCGGCAACUUGGAGGUCUCCAUCAAUGGUACCUUCGGCAAGACUCUUCAAGUACUUCGGGUCGAUGGUGAUCAUUCAGGUCGAGUGUCGGAUCAGGACGACUGGGUCGCUGUUGUGCCCGCGGCAUUUCUGAAAAUCAUUGAGAAGAUCUCACGAUUGGCCACUGUUGCGGAGGUGCCGGUCUUCAGUUUCCAUGGUUCCUGCGCUUCAGAGGCCUUUGCGCUGGUGCAGCUGCAAAGUCAUGGCCAGCUGCGAAUUUCCUGGGAGAGUGGCAGAUGUGAGAUGACCAGAUUGCCCAGUAAGCAUGCCCUUCCUCAGAUCGAAAAGAUUGCGCAGUGGCUGGCGAACAAGCAGUUCAUCCUUGCAGUCGAGGACACUUCUGCAAGCGAAGUUCACCUUCAAAGUCUCAAGGCCCUUGCAGACGUGGCGCACGGCGUAUCUCUGGCGGUGCCCCGCGGUGCCCAAGGCUACGCCUUGGCGCUGUGCUUGGCUCAGAUCUUGGAGCUUCAACGUCCACUGCUCUUGGUGGGCUCUGACCAGACCGCGACCCCGGCAGUUGCGAAGGCGUUCCAAGUGGCGCAGGCUUCAGGACCCCAUUGCGUUUGGGCGUGUCCUCCUGAUGCUGCGCAUGACGCCUUGGUCCUGCUGGAGGAGCUGCUGCAGGCAUAUCGCGCGGCCAGACCCUUCGUGCACAGCUUGAUUGGUGGCUUCGGGGUUUUGGAGGCCGACCUCAGAGAGGCGUUGGAGAGUGCGGUCGACUUCUUGCAGUCUGCUGAGGUCCUCCCUGUCGUGGCACCACCCGCAGCACCGCAUCGUCGUUGUGCCGCUCCAGCGACGCUGCGGACCGUGGGGUGCACUGCUGCGGCGCUGGUGAAGUUGGCACAGGAGCAAUUUGGCGACAUGUGGUUCCAAAAGGAGCCCCGGCAUGCUGAAGGAGAAUCUUUGAUCCUGUUGGACCUGUCAGAUCCAGCGGCUCUGCAGUUUCUGCGACAGCGUCAGGCACACCCUGAGGACGGAGAGAGUCCUCAUGUCUUGGCGCUCUUGCCGGGCAUGUCUGCAAGUCGAAGUGCUUGGAAGUUGGUAGCAGAACCCCUGGCCAUUCUGCUGGGUGCCGGAGAAGAGCUGCCCGGCCUGGGGCUGCUGAUUGGAAUGUGCCUGGGUGAUGCUGAAGGCCUGGAUGUUCGCGAUUGCGUCCUUCUGUUGGAGGCCCUGAUGACCGCCCCCUUGGCUUCAGCCGCCUUCCAGCUGCAGCCCUUUCCGCAGAUCCACCUGCUGUUGGCCGGUUGCCAGGACCUGCAUUCGGAAUCAUUUCCUGAAGUCCUUGGAAGUGAACUUGGCUUGGGAGAGGUGACCGCGUCCUUCAGUCUGUGGCCCACCUGCGAGCGCGGCCGGCUGCUGCCAGCGGAGUUGCUGCGAGCCACGCUGCCAGCGGCGGUGGCGCGGGGAGGAGCGGCCUAUGAAGCGGCGGUGGCCAGGGAGCCACGAGUAUGGCACUUGCUGCUUCAUGAGGAGAGAGAGGCCUUAGUGCUGAAACGUGCGGCCGGGGACUUCGCUGGCAGGGCUCAAGGGGCCUUUCAAUUUCGAGGAGGCGAUGGUCCUUCGGCCCACCUCUGGUCGUUGGCUUCGAAGCUGGAAGGCGAAGCUCAAGAUGAGACCCCCCUUGCAGAGGACGGCUCGGAGGGCUACAGCGAAGACUAUGAGGACGAAGAGCCACAUGGUGACCAAGAUGCUUCAAGCGAUGGGACUUGA
Cladocopium goreaui is the source of this 1880-nucleotide messenger RNA. The record is from the annotation of a GenBank genome assembly. Lineage: Eukaryota; Dinophyceae; Suessiales; Symbiodiniaceae.